Messenger RNA from Paralichthys olivaceus (Japanese flounder), 1604 nucleotides. RefSeq names its product apolipoprotein O, b (gene apoob). Gene Ontology annotation, biological process: cristae formation. Lineage: Eukaryota; Metazoa; Chordata; Actinopteri; Pleuronectiformes; Paralichthyidae. The record is from RefSeq and is a predicted model, not a curated record. Gene Ontology annotation, cellular component: MICOS complex.
GAAGAAGAAGAAGGAGAAGGAGAAGGAGAAGAAGAAGAAGAAGAAGAAGAAGGAGGAGGAGGAGGAGAAGAAUCAUGUCCUCUGUGAAACUGGUGGCGCUGUGCCCCGCAGCUCCGGGGCUGACGGGCCUGUUGAGCGGCUCCGUGCUCGCUGCCGCAGCCGAGGGGAAGAAGAAGAACUCACAGCCGCUGCUGAGCAUCGACGAGCUGCCGUCUCUUUACACCGCACCCGAAGCUGCGCCUCUCUGCGCCGAGCCAGACGUCGGCCCGUUGGAGCAGAGCGUCGCAUCACUGAGGCAAUGGGCUGAGCCGUACACGAACCAGUGUCAGCAAACCAGUCAGGCUGCGAUGGAGACGAUUCAGCAAGUGUACAAGACUGUGGAGCCCUCCGUCAACUCGUCAAUCACGACAGUCACAGACGUGUACCAGUUCCUCAGUGACCCCCCCCCUGACCUCUACCCCAGUGUGGCGCUGGUUGGGUUUUCUGGCUUCCUGGGACUUUACUUGGCCAAAGGCUCCAGGUUGAAGAGACUCGCAUUUCCAGUUGGACUCAUGGCUCUGAGUGCGUCCAUGUUUUACCCUCAGCAGGCUGCAUCCUUGUUAAAGGGGAGUCGAGACUCUGCGUUGACGUGGGCUCAGCGGGGCAGAGUCAGGCUGGAGACUCUGUGGAAGGAACCUCCGUUUGGUAGAAACAAUAAGUCUGAGAAGAAAGAGCAAACAGAGAGCAACGACUCGAGCAGCUGAGACGACACGAAGACGCACGUCCGCAUCCCGACAGACGUCCAGUGACGCACACGACCUUGUUUCUUUUAGGUUCAUUCUUUGAAUAUUUUAAUGUUCAUCCACUCUGAGCUACAGAUUCUAACUUGCAGCUUGUGUUGAGUGCGAGUGUGGCGGAUGGUUCCCGUCCUGAACGCUGCCGCCUGUUCCACGAACAAACUCUUCACAUAUCUGAUCACAUUCCACCCCUCCCCCCACCCCCCGUCCUGUAACCAGUCCCGGUUUCUUUUUCACUGACUCCAGCUCCUCGUGUUUUUAUUGAAGUCCACGUUGUUUUCACAGUGUCGUCCUGAUGGACCAGAUAUUUGGCAGUUUGAGCAGUAGAGACAAUGAUCGUUGUUCGCACCCAUGAAGGGAUCGUGACAACGAUUGAAAAAUACAAAUAGAAGGAAUUUUACAGUUUCCCCCGCAGCUGCAGAGUGUGUUUAUGUUCUCACUCUGUUAUUGGUCUCGUAAAGAAAUGAAAUGGAAGGUUUUGCAUUAUAGUGGAAAAACAAGCUGAGCUGAGCAGGGGAAGAAAAAUAAAUAUAAUGAUAUAUUGUGAAGUGGUGCAGCUUCUGUCUCUGGCCACGUCACUCACUGUGUUUUAUGAGGGAGAGAGUUUGUGCUCUGAGGAGGUGGAGGAGGAGGAGAAGGUGUCAGUGAUUCGUUCACACUCGCGUUGUUCACUAUUUAUUUGCCCUGAUGUUUUGCUGUUUGCUUCAUGUUGCAUUUCAUAUAGAAUUUAAUUAAUAACAAAGUGGAUGAUGCUGUGAUUAUUGUCCACGAGGAAUAAAACCCUGUGUAUCCUGUGUGAGGAUUAAACACAGAAUUUAUCUGAGCCGA